AUGACAGCCACUGCCCGGUUGAGGUCUCUGAGCCCGCACGUGCUGCGAGCCAUCGGCACAGCUCCUCGCGCCGCGGCGUUCACACGGCAUAGAGGAACCUUUGCGCGGAGGCGAGGGAAGGCGGUUGAACCUCAGCCAAUUGGCAGCGAGAAGGUCCGGUCGCUCAAUGCCUCGUCUGGUGUUAUCGGUGGCGCGGCCAGCCGGCCUGUGGUAAACCAGAGCGCUGCUGAGCAACAGCCACCCCAACUUACCUCGAUCGAAGAGACUCCCUCGGAACCCGAUACGUCUAGUCAGAACUUCUCGACCCAGUCCGGCGAAGCGACGAGCAGUAAACCUCAGCCGAAAGAGAAUGAAACACCCCAGGAGGAGCGGGCCAGGCUGGCUCGAGAGGAGGCCAAGCAGAGCGGCCCCCUGGAGGCUGUUCUGCACAUGCAACCCCCCGAGACUAUGAGGCAUGGCCCUGCCAUGUGUCCGCCGCCAUAUAUCCAUCACUUUGACAGCUACUCGCUGGUCAAGCAGCUGCAGGAAGGGGGAUACUCUCAGGAACAGGCGACAACCGCCAUGAAGGCAAUUAGGGCGCUGCUCGCACAAAAUCUUGAUAUUGCGCAGUCGACUCUAGUUAGCAAGAGUGAUGUGGAAAACGAAACAUACCUCUUUACGGCAGCUUGCUCAGAGCUUAGCACGGAGAUCAGGAAUAACCGAAGGCUCGAAGAAGAGCAGCUACGUCAACAGCGAACGCAUCUGCAACAUGAGGUGGACAUCUUGACUCAGUCCCUUAACCAGGAGGUCUUGACACUGAAUGACAAUGUGCGAGGGUUGUUCAAUGACCGCAAGAUGGCAGUGAGCGAAGAGCAGAAGGUGGGGCAGAGCGCAGUCCAGCAAAUCAACUACAAGAUCAGCAUCGUACUUAGCAGCGAUGCCAAGUCAGAGAUUGAGGCAGUACGCUGGAUUCUGAUCCGUCGAUCAGUCCUCGGUAUCCUCUUCAUGGCUGUUCUCACGCUGGGUACACUCCGAUAUGCCACCUAUGUUAGCCAUGAGCGACAAAGGGAGGUAGAGAGGAAGAAGAAAGAGGAGGAAGAGAGACGAAGGAAUGGCGGCAAACAAGACCGCUCGUCAGAUGCCGACGCGGCUGUGAUCCUGGCUGCCAACUGA
Messenger RNA from Fusarium keratoplasticum, 1152 nucleotides. RefSeq lists its product as uncharacterized. Gene Ontology annotation, cellular component: mitochondrion. Lineage: Eukaryota; Fungi; Ascomycota; Sordariomycetes; Hypocreales; Nectriaceae. Bases 1 to 1152 code for a protein of 383 amino acids. The transcript is spliced from 3 exons. The record is from RefSeq and is a predicted model, not a curated record.